CCCUGUACUCUGCACUGUAGCCAAAUAUAGUUCGCUUUUACCAACAUAUGCUGCUUAUUUUGUUUUGCUUUCUUUUUUCCUCUCAAGUUAAUUUUAUUGGACUCUCUACAGCAUUUCUGCUUCUAGGCCAUGGUCCUGUUCCUGACGUGCUCAUCACGCAGCUCUCUCCCACGAGACCUGUGCAGGAGGUCUUCAUAAGAAAGAGCUAUCUCAGUCUCAGCAGUACGCUGGCUGCAGAGGGCUCCAGCUGCAGUGGGUCCAAGCGGGAGGAAUCGCCCCCCUUUGGGGCUGAACUGGAUCGGAGGGGCGUUCCCCACCGUCAGAGAAGUCCGGUCUUCCAGCGCUGGAAAGCUCACACAGGGAUGCCCCCGGUCCUGCUCCCCGGAUCCUCCCGCGCUGGGGAGAAGCCCCACUGCGCCUCGCUCUCAUCUGGCCUGAACCGAUUCCUGAACACCUUGCUCCAGCAUCCACUCAGCACCCAGCCCAGAACACCCAAGGCUUGCACCAGCUCCAGCACCAGCCCAACACCAGGACCCACAGAAGCACCUCACAGAGGUGCACAUGCUUCAGAGCAGAUCCACAGGGUCAGCAGAGACCUGGAUAAGGAGAACGCCCACUUCAUCGUGGUGGACAUGGUACUGGAGGUGCUGGAGGAGGCUGUGUGGGCAUCUCAGACACAGAGGGGGCCCCGGCUGGCAGGGAGGCGCGGCCAGCGCAAGCCCAGGCACAGGGCCAGUGCUGCGCUCUCUGCACCCACCGCAGACAUCCAGCCCGUGGACUCAAGCCCCAUCUUCACCCAGGCAAAACCCCCUGGAGACCAGGCAUGUGACCCAGGCUGUGGGACUGACCAAAUAUCUGCCACUGGAAGUGCUGACUCUUCCCCACUGAAAUCCUCUUUGAUACCCACAAUCCCCUGCUCUGCUGAGGCCCUGGCCCAACAGCUGAUGUCAGCCUUCUGGAAGCAGUGGCUCCCCCAGCAGAGCCGCUGGUGCCGGUCGGGGCCGCGGGUCCUAAGGCUGGACGAGUUGCUAUCCAGCAGGAACUCCAUGAUGAUGGAGAACAGCCCCGCUUUGACGGAGGAGAUCAGGCAGAAGUCCAGGAUGAGAGGAACUCACACCUGGACCCCACCCCGUUUCCAGAUCAUCUGCAACAUCCACCCCCCAAAGAAGCGGAGCACAAUUGUGGCUUCACAGCAGUACCUGUGCGCCGGCUGUGGCACUGAGGUGGAAGUCAGGUACAUCAAGAAACUGCGAUACUGCGAGUACCUGGGCAAGUACCUCUGCGACUGCUGCCAUAGCCUGGACGAGUCGGUGGUCCCGGGUCACAUUGUUGAGCACUGGGACUUCACCCGCUACCCUGUGUGCAACUUCUCCAAGCAGCUCCUGGAGAACAUAUGGCAUCAGCCCCUCUUCAAUGCCACCAGCAUAAGCAGGAGCCUGCACCCCAGGCCUCGGGAGCUGGAAAAGUUCAGGGAACUUCAGGAGCAACUGGUAUCCAUUAAGAAGUUCCUGGCAGCAUGCAGACUGGCAGAUGGGCUCCUGCAGGAAUUUCAGCAGCUGCCCCAUCACCUAACUCAGGACCCGCCUCUUCUCUCUUUGGACGACCUUCUGGGCAUCAAGCGCGGGUCUCUAGUGGCACAGGCCAAAGCACUGCUGCGGAAGGCCCUCGCCCACGUGGAUCACUGUGAGCUCUGCCUUGCCAACGGCUUCAUCUGUGAGUUCUGCCAAGGCUCUGAUGUCAUCUUCCCCUUCCAAAAGGAGACGUGUAAACGCUGUACAGCAUGCAAGGCCUGUUUCCAUAGUGACUGCUUCCGAAAUGCAGGAUGUCCUCGAUGUACUCGAAUUGAGACUCGCAAGAAGCUAAUGGACCCUUGUGCUGUGCCAGAGGCAUAGUGCUGCCCAGCAAAACUAUUUUUAUUACAAUUUGUCUGAGAAAUGAAAUGUUUGUUUAUUUUACAUUUUUUGAUGCUUUUAAUCAAGGUAAUAAACAACUGAGGAUACAGAGUCAGCCACUCUCUAAAGCGAUUGAGGUUAAGGGCCUUCCUCAAGGGCCCAAUGGUGAAGUCAGUCUGCCAACCUUAGCAUUUGAACCAGUGACCUUCCAACCAGACGUACAGUGUGAAAACCCACAGAACCACACAGCAGCUCGCUUAUUUAAGUGCACAGGAAUGUCCCAAAGCAUACAGCUGCCUUGCACUCGUCUUAUCUUCUUCCUCUUUCCAAUGUCAUGUGAAACUGGACAUUGCAAAUGGUUAAAAGUAGUUCAAAUUUAAUGCAGUGUACUUGAGGCUUGGAUGCAGUAUGACAUGGCCUGAGAUACAACUUCAGAAACUGGACUGAAGCGGAGAACUUAUGAUACAGUUACAGUGACUGUUUUAUGUGGCUAUAUGUUGAAAGUUACAACGUGAGUAAGCAGACAUCCCAAGUCUCCCGGAAAUUCCGGGAGUCUCCCGCAUAUUGAUAGCGGCUCCCUGAUGCCUGCAAAUUGAAUAAAAUGUCCCGGAAACUAGAGCAAGCACACAAGAGCAUGCGCGCGAGACAGUAACGUGUCCAUCGCGCACUUGAGAAAAUCGCGCGCACGACGGAAUGAGAGAGAGAGAGAGAGAGAGAGAGAGCGUGCGUAUGUAUGGAUCCCUGCGUGUGUGCCUGUUCAUGUAGCCCGUGCUAGACAGACAGCAUCCUGAUUGGUCUACUUAGCAAAAUAAGCCAAUCAGAUUUCAGUGCGGGCGGGCUUUUAUUUAACUUCUCGAGGACCGAAGUUAUCGGUUCAGUGGAGCCUUCGAAAUUUAGUGUGCUGACUAGAAAAAAUUAAUUAACAAAAAAUUAUACAUAUGGCCAAUGUAGAAAUUCUCUUGUGUGAAAUAAAGUCAUUUCCCUUCUUGGCGGGGGGGAGGGGGGGACCUCCCUGAAAUGAGUUUUUGCAGGUUGGGAUGUCUGAGUAAGUCUUCUUAGAGGUCCCUUCCUUUCAGGCUACAAUAUCUGGCUGUUUCAAUUGAAUAGUAUAUUUUUAGGGUGGCCAUUUGCCUUCAACAAUGUAUUAACAACGUCUUUGGUUUGCUAUUGCUAUAGUGCAGAAUAAUUUCUGUGUAUAAUUUAAGUAUUAAUGUCGACAUAUGUCCAUAUAUAUAUGUGUGUGUGUGUGUGUGUGAGUGAGGGAGUGAAAUGAUUGCAAAGCAGCUGUGGAUUUUGUUGCUUUUGCUGAUAUUGUUGCUGUUGUUUUAACCCCAGAGGUUCACUUUGGCUAGGAGCCAAUGCUACUCUAUUUGAUGUUCUCACCAUUAAUUGUUUGAGAAUUAUAUUUAGUCUAUAAUACUAGAAAAAGUCAGGGCUGUACUGAAACCUCCUGGUUUGCGCCCCACCUAGUUUGUUCUUGGAGCAUUUAUGUAGGAGACUUUAUCCCUCAGUCUUUGAAUGGCUUAUCCUGAGCAGGGCUGCAGGAGGUCCUGGAGCCGAUCCCAGGGCUUAAGGCUGGCAUACACCUUGACAGGAUGUAGGUCCACCCCAGGACAUAAGGCUAGUAUAUAGCCUGACAGGAUAUAGGUCCACCCCAGGACAUAAGGCUAGUAUAUAGCCUGA
Molecule: messenger RNA, 3575 nt
Organism: Paramormyrops kingsleyae
Lineage: Eukaryota; Metazoa; Chordata; Actinopteri; Osteoglossiformes; Mormyridae
Gene: rubcnl
Product: rubicon like autophagy enhancer
Biological process (GO): autophagosome maturation; autophagosome-lysosome fusion; autophagosome-endosome fusion
Cellular component (GO): intracellular membrane-bounded organelle; autophagosome membrane
Molecular function (GO): phosphatidylinositol phosphate binding
Source: RefSeq, a predicted model, not a curated record